Messenger RNA from Pedinophyceae sp. YPF-701, 1509 nucleotides. Lineage: Eukaryota; Viridiplantae; Chlorophyta; Pedinophyceae. The record is from the annotation of a GenBank genome assembly.
AUGCUGAACCUGUCGACGGGCGGUGUGAUCACCAAGGCGGGCACGUCGCCGCUGCGGAGCCCCGGGAAGCGCCCGCAACAUGCGCAGCACCUAGAGCUACUCGAGGAGAAGGUCAGGGACUACAAGGCGGAAAAUGCGCUGCUCGGGCGCAUCCUGCAGGACUUCCGCAAGGAGAAGGAGGAGAUGGAGGCGGAGAUUCACGGACUGAAGAGGGACCGUGGCGAGCUGCGGCAAAGCGCGGAGCGCAUGCAGCAGGAAGCGUCGGUCGCGCAGCAGGAGAUACGCUCGACGUCCUCACGGGUUCACGAGCUCGAACAGAAGCUCAGGCAUGCCGAACGACAGCUCCACGACCUCAUGGAGCGGAACAAGGCCCUGGAGCGCACGAACAUCGAGAACAGCGUCCGCCUCGGCGACGCCCAGAAGAUCGCGGAGACCGCGCACGCCGUCAAGUCGGACGCGGAGGCAGUGAGGGCUGAUGCCGAGACGCGCCUGCGCACGGUGCACUCCCUGGAGGCGCGCGCCGCGCAGGCCGAGGCGCGCGUGAACGAGCUGGAGGCUCUGCGCGAGACGUGGAAGCAGGAGUGGACGCGGGCGAAGGCCGCGCACUCCCGCCACAGCCACGACCUGGCACUGGAGGUGGAGGAGCUGCAUGUGCAGCUGCGCGAACAGGCCGCGGCCCUGCAGACGCAGAUGCGCCGCGCCACCGACGCGGAGGAGCGCGGCGCGAGGGCGAUAGCGGAGCGCGACGAGGCGCUGGCGCGGAUGCGGGCUGCGGAGCGCGAGGCGGCGUCGGGGAGGGGCGUCGCGGGGGGGGGCGGGGUCUCCGGGGCGCAGCGAAGCGCGGUCGAGCGGCUGCGAGGGCAGCUCGUCGCAGCUGCGGAGCGCGCGGACGGCCUGCUCGCGGCGAACGCCCAACUGAGCGAGGGGCACGCCAAGCUGGUGGCGCAGCUGCGGUCCGCGGAGGAGGCUCUCGCGGCGGCGCGCGAGGAAGUGCAGUCGCUGCGCGCGCAGAACACCGACCUGCGCGACCGGUCGUGGGAGGAUGCUCUGCGGGCGGCGGGCGGAGCUGCGGCCGCUGCGGCCGCUGCGAUGGCGGGCGGCAGCGGCCCGCAGGAGGCGUAUGUGCGCACGUUGGAGCAGCGCGUGCGCGACGCGCGGGAGGCGGCGGGGCUGUCGCGCGAGCAGCUCGCGGAGUCCGAGUACCUGGAGUCGCAGGCGCGGCGGCUGCUCGCGGAGGCGCGGGAGCGCGAAGCUGCGGCACACCGCGCGCUGCAGGUGGAGCUGCAGCGCGUGCACCAGCUCGAGAGGAUGCGCCUCGCGGACAUGCAGGAGCUGCACGACGCGGAGGCGCGGGCGCAGGUGCUGCAGAACGAGGCCUGGGGCCUGCGGGACGCGCUGGCGCGGGCGGAAGCUGCGGGGGCUGGCGCGGUAGGGCGCGCGGCCGCACUGGCCGGGACGGGCGCGUCGCUGGAAAUGUCGCUGGCGAGCGCGCCGCAGGGGCUGGACUGA